UCUGUUACCAGACACCACAGGAAACCCUCAGAAGGCUGCUUUGGAGACACAAGGGAGACCUACACAAUAAUAGGAAAGUGGUUUUUAUGUUUUGGUUGAUUGGUGUUUUUUGUUUUUUUGGAAUUGGAUUGCAAAGUUCUUUUGCUGUCUUCAAAAAGUUGCUUUGGAAGAAAGGGACAUCUCAACAUAUCUGAACAGCAAGCACCAUGAAGAUAGCUUCUUUUAACAUCCAGAAGUUUGGGAAAAACAAGGUGUCGGAUCCAGAUGUGCUCAACACCGUGGUUAAGAUCGUCUCUCGAUAUGACAUCAUUGUGAUCCUGGAGGUGGUGGACGCCAGCGGGACGUCUGUAACAACUCUUUUGGAAGCUCUCAACAAAUCCAACAGGAAGCAUCACUACACUCUGAAGAUCAGCACUCGUCUGGGCCGAACGCGCUACAAGGAGCAGUUCAUGUUCCUGUACAGGGACGACAUGGUCGACUUGGUGGGUUCUUAUCAGUUUGAUGAUGAGUUGUCUGGGGAAGGAGAUGUUUUUGCCAGAGAUCCAUACAUCCUGAGAUUCAGAUGUCUCAACACCGUGCUGAAGGACCUGGUGUUGAUCCCAGUUCACACCAAGCCAGAGGACUCGGAGAAAGAGCUGGACGAACUCUACGACGUCUUCCAGCACAUCAAGAAAAAGUGGAGGACUGAUAACGUGAUGAUCCUCGGUGACUUCAAUGCCGACGGCUCGUACGUCUCCAAGAGAGACAUGAAGAAAAUCCGAAUCCGUAGUGACAAGAACUUCCACUGGCUGAUUGGAGACGAUGUCGACACCACGGCGAGCACUGGAAACAACCACACAUAUGACAGGAUCGUGGUCUAUGGAGACGACAUGCUCAAGGCCAUCGUACCAAACUCAGCCAAACCCUUCAACUUCCAGGAGGCAUUCAGACUCACCGAGGAGCAGGCCCUGGAAGUGAGCGAUCAUUAUCCUGUGGAGGUGGAGCUGAAGUCCAUAACCAACACAAUAGACAAUCCUGACGGCGUGGAGGAAGAGGAGAAGCCGAGGCUUGUGGUCGUGGAUGAAGAUCUAAUGGAGCUAAAACGUGGAAACCUGCUGCUGGAGAGAGAGAAGCUCAACCUGGAGAUCCAGAUUCUCCGGAUGAAGAUGGCCAAGAAGAACCCUGUUUAGAUGCAGCUCGGAACCAAAAGACAGAACAUUUAACUCCUACCUGAACUCAUCACAUUACAGAGAGCAACGUGGUGGUUCUUGGUUUGCUUUAUUGUGCCCAUGAGUGCAUGUUGGAUCGCUGCAUGUAUCUGAUCCUCUGGAUGAUUUCUAGGAUGAGUUUUGACUGAAUGAUAGUAUCAAGUUUGCAUAUAUUGUUACAGCCAUUUUUUAGUUUUAGUUUUUGCCUCAUCAUAAGAAACGUUGUGUAAUUCAGUGAUGAUUCUCAACUCAGAACCAGAUGUUAUUUUUUUAAAGUUCACAUCUAUUUAAUACCAAUUUUCACAGUGAGUCCUCACAGUUCUGCACUGAAAAACUGGAGAAACGUUUUACUGUAAGUGCUGCACUGUAAUAAAACAUCAACCAGG
Molecule: messenger RNA, 1573 nt
Organism: Mugil cephalus (flathead mullet)
Lineage: Eukaryota; Metazoa; Chordata; Actinopteri; Mugiliformes; Mugilidae
Gene: dnase1l4.1
Product: deoxyribonuclease 1 like 4, tandem duplicate 1
Exons: 10
Coding region: 207-1169 (320 amino acids)
Biological process (GO): DNA catabolic process
Cellular component (GO): nucleus
Molecular function (GO): DNA nuclease activity
Source: RefSeq, a predicted model, not a curated record